Scaptodrosophila lebanonensis is the source of this 1993-nucleotide messenger RNA. It is a transcript of the gene Ufsp2, whose product is annotated as probable Ufm1-specific protease 2. Lineage: Eukaryota; Metazoa; Arthropoda; Insecta; Diptera; Drosophilidae. The coding region runs from base 42 to 1850 and encodes 602 amino acids. The transcript is spliced from 2 exons. The record is from RefSeq and is a predicted model, not a curated record.
UUUGCCAGCACAUCGUAGGCUGGCCAUUAUCAAUACGGAAAAUGCUACCAAAACUUAAAGUGUCUAUAUUUCUGCUCAAGCGUCUAGAACGUGUUAAGCUGCAAUGUAGCGGCUGUUUAUAUGGAAUCGUCUACGGUGAAGGAACUUUGCUGCUCUUAAGUUUCAACAUUGAACCCACUAUAGGAAAACGGAGCUACGAGCAAAUAGAACAUAAUUUCCCCGCAGAAAUUGAUUUGUGCGGGUUGGUUAAGUUUGGAGACUGUGCUGAUGGUCUUCUUAGUGAGGUUCUCUCGUCAGUCGACAUAACUGACAAUCCUAUCGUGCUGCAGUGUCAAUUAGGCACACUAGUCGGAUUGCGCGCUUCAUUUUUCGUUCACGGUAAACUGGAGGAAGUUCCCUAUGAAGUUAUGGAAGCACCGCAACUUUACAAUGACUUUUGCUUUGCUCGGCUAAAAUGUGGGUUAAAUAUUAAAACUUCAUGGACGAAAGAAGAUUUAAUGCAAGAGAUGCACGUACUACGUAAAAACGUAGCCGAUGGUGGACUCGUUUUCAAUAUACAAAAUACGAAGGUUUAUGUAAAUUGCAGUGGUCCACAAAGCAAAAACAUUUCUAACGAAUCCCUAAUAGAGCAUCUUCUACAGGCCUUACCAAAUCUAAUUCCGAAUGACAUACAACGGGAUAGUAACUCAAUGGUUCGAGUUUCUCAACAAUCGAUUGCGUUGGGCUGUGGCUAUGAUGUUAUUAACAUUGACGUCUUCCGGUGUCGCACUCGUGAUCCUGUUGCUCGAGAUGCGCCACCUCAUCCGUCAUUGAACAUUUGCAUUAAGAACGAAGAGCAAGGUAAAGUUGUAGUUCCGAUGGAAGUGGAUACUAUGGCAAUACUUUGUAAAAAAACCAAAUUUUGCCGCCUCUAUGAUAUAUUAAUUGAAAGCAUUUGUCGUGCGCUUCGAUUAUUCGAGCAAAGUCUUACCGAAUCACUUUUGGAAAACGAUACUAAUCGGUUACCUGUGCCGCGUAGUUAUCAUUUUUAUCCUCAUGAGUUUGGCCAUUUUCUAACAUGUUGCUACUUGGAUAAUUGUAGUGACGAUGAACCUCAUAUGCAAGAGAAACGGAAACAGCUGCACCGACAACUUGCCUUACCUGUCACCCGGCCAUAUUUUCGACGAGCCAACCAAUGCCGGUUUAAUUAUGAUAUUUCGAUUUGGACUCCUUUAAUGAACCCACACAUAGGCUUGAGGCCUAGUGGCGUGGCUGACGGCAAGAAAUAUCUAGUCAAUGGAAAUUAUUAUUAUUAUCACUACCUUCAGCAACAGGUACUAGACAAGGGAUGGGGUUGUGCAUACCGUUCUAUACAGACAAUAUGCUCUUGGUUUAUGCUACAAGGCUAUACAACCACCAAUAUAACAGCCGUACCAACGCACUUAGAGAUACAACAAUAUUUGCACAAAAUAAACGACAAAGCUUUUUCGUUCGUUGGAUCCACCCAGUGGAUCGGGUCAACGGAGGUUAGUAUGUGCCUGCAAGGACUUCUUAAUGUUGAGUCAAAGAUUGUGCACGUUGCCUCUGGUACUGAUCUAGGUACAAUAGCACCAGAACUUGCCACCCACUUCCAAACUCAAGGAACACCUGUCAUGAUUGGGGGUGGCGUUUUGGCUCACACUAUUAUUGGCGUGGACUUUUGUGUUCAAACGGGCGAUGUUAAGUUUCUUAUACUCGAUCCUCAUUAUGUCGGCACCGAUGAUUUGGCCAUUAUUCAAGGCAAGGGCUGGUGCGGCUGGAAAAAUGUAGAUUUUUGGGAUAAAAAGAGCUACUAUAAUAUUUGUUUGCCGCAGAGACCAAUUUUGUACUAAUUCAUUCCCAUAAUUUAUCAUAUGGACACAUUUAUUAUUUAAUUACGCAAAAUAUUGAGUUAAUAUGAGUAAAUAUGUAUUUUUUUUAUUUAAUCUAUUGUAACACGGCAGUAAAGCAGACGAAAAUUUUUAUGUGUAAUAUA